AUGCCAGUAGUAUAUGAACUGUUAACGAAUGUUUACCUUUACCGAGUGUUAAAUAGUAAUAUCAACAACCCGAACCACAUCGAUGAUCCUUUCGUUCAUGUCCAUUCUUUUCUUUCAGGCGCCUACACCUGCAUAUACGCCGAAUUUCGGUUAAAACGGGACAUUCGGUUUUACCUCUUGAACAUCUACGCACCAACCAUAGUUGUCGUCAUCCUCUCCUUCGUCAAUUUCUUCAUCGACCCCGUGGCAGUUCCAGCCCGAGUGUCCAUUGGCUUAAUCACCGUCCUAACCAUCACUACCCAGAGCGUCAGCCUCCAGGAGCGUCUCCCCAGGGUGUCUUAUAUCAAAGCAGUUGACGUGUGGUUGGCGAUGUGCCUGCUGUUUGUCUUUGGUUCCGUUUUGGAGUAUGCGUUUGUUAAUGUUCUGCUGCAAAAGGAACGAAAAAGAAGGCGGCAAGAAGCAGAACAGUUGAUUGGUGAAAGUAAAAGGAAUACCAAUACUUCUUUUCUUGGAUCGAUUGAUUCAGUGGACCAGGUUGACGGUAGCGUCAGCUCCGUGGACGUACAGAUUGAGAACCACGUGAUCAGCACAAAGGUCAAACAUCUGGCAUGGGAUGCCAACAAGGUGGACAGGGCAUCAAAAUACGUCUUUUUCGUUGGUUUUGUGGUUUUUAAUAUCGGAUAUUGGUUCCUUUAUUUGUUGCUUUUGGCAAAUUAGUGAAAUGAUAGGCGCCUUUCUAUUUCAGUUGGGACAGAUUAAUUUAGUACACGUAUAUAAUAUCUAAGCAACCCAUCAGCGGAGCCGCAGUAGACUUUGAAGUUAAAGCUAACAUGGCGAAGGACCUGGUAACAGACUGAUGCCAUAGGCUCCCUGUGGUAAAAAAUUGCUAGACUGCUAAAAAUUCUCACUUUAAGGCGUCACAUCUUGAGUGGCAAUGCGCCUUAAGGUGUCAAAAUGUAAAGAGAGACGACGGAGGUGGUCGGCAUAUGUCUUAAGU
Lingula anatina is the source of this 997-nucleotide messenger RNA. RefSeq names its product glycine receptor subunit alpha-2-like. The record is from RefSeq and is a predicted model, not a curated record. NCBI's taxonomy places the organism in Eukaryota, Metazoa, Brachiopoda, Lingulata, Lingulida, Lingulidae. Gene Ontology annotation, molecular function: extracellular ligand-gated monoatomic ion channel activity; transmembrane signaling receptor activity. Gene Ontology annotation, biological process: monoatomic ion transmembrane transport. Gene Ontology annotation, cellular component: membrane.